Molecule: messenger RNA, 5834 nt
Organism: Leptidea sinapis
Lineage: Eukaryota; Metazoa; Arthropoda; Insecta; Lepidoptera; Pieridae
Gene: REPTOR
Exons: 6
Coding region: 466-2058 (530 amino acids)
Biological process (GO): regulation of transcription by RNA polymerase II; response to unfolded protein
Cellular component (GO): nucleus
Molecular function (GO): DNA-binding transcription factor activity, RNA polymerase II-specific; RNA polymerase II transcription regulatory region sequence-specific DNA binding
Source: RefSeq, a predicted model, not a curated record
AUUAUGGUAAAAUCUUUGUUUACUUCUCGACUGGUCUAAUCUCGUGCGAGUGUUUUUGUUUUCAUAACUAGAAUUUAUCGUGUGAUUCCAUUUAUUAUUGUUUAUUUGUGUUUUCUUAUUUUCGUGGUUACUGAAUAUACCUAGUGUGGACAGCGUCCUUUAUAGCUUCGAAAGAAAACUGCUAUUGGACAUAUCAUAAUUCUAUGAGUGGAUGAUUUGUAAAAAAUAGUUAAGUUUGUGUUGUGUUAUAUUAUGUAAUAAUUGAAGUGAACAGAAGAUGAAUUCUACUCCCAUAGAAAAAAUCUUAGAAGUGGAUGAAAUAAUUGGAAUAUAACAAUUUACGAACAAAAUAAACAUUGUAAGCGACACGUGGGCUUCGGUGAAUUAAAAUCGAUAAAGACUUGCGUGCGCCAGUCUAUCAACGACACGAGUCUACAUCAAGGUCAAACUAUAUAAACACGUGCAAUGUCGGAUUCUAUUUACAAUCAAGACUUUCUUUUUGAUCCUGGUUUUGAGAUAAAACAGGAAUCGCCCUAUGAAUUGGGCUCAACUAUGUCUGCAUCAGUGCCUAUACCACAGAAGCGUUCUGAUUUCGAUUUGAACUCUGAUUUUGACCUUUGCUUGCAAGACAACCAAGGAGGCUCAUUUCACAGUGUCCCAACCCUGCCUUACAACAAAUUAACUUAUGAUGUUGACAACACAGCUAAGCUAGACACAUUUAAAAUGGAAGAUGAUGAUAUAUUUCAAGUAGACAAGGCUGACCUAGUCUUGGGUCCAACUUUGGCUGAAUUAAAUGCAAAUCCUGACACCUCCUUGGAUGACUUAGACUUUGCAGAUCUGUUGAUGCCUGAGGAGAAUGAGUACUGCAUCCAAAUAGGUGGAGCCAUGACAGGAUCGCGCAGAAUUGUGAAUAAUUAUUUAAGCAAUACAUCUGCAGUAUCAACAGGAAGUCCAUCCAGUCCAUAUCAACAUAGCCAAUUAGCAUUUUCGCCAUCAAGUCAACAGAGCUCGGCUUCGUCAAGUUUUGCCCAACCCGUUAACCAUUUUCCAGAGAUGUUGAUGGGUAUGGAUGGCUAUAGUAGGGAAAUUUCACUGGGACAAUCAGUACCAGCAUCAUGUGUUUUGCCCCAUUAUCCACUUACUGUGAAGACACAGCCAACACAGCUUUCAUCAUCAGCUCCAACACAGUUAACUAUGGAACAGAUAUGGCAACGCCGUGAGCCAAGAAGACACCUUUUAUCCACAAGCUCAAUAGCUGAAGCUGGCUCUGUGUCAUCUUUGUCAGGAGGUCUACUCAGUCCUGGAACUAUAGACUUUUCACAAGAUGAAGAUGACAGGGAUAAUGAAUCAGAUGAAGACAGUGAUAGAUAUGAAGAUCUUUCAUCAGAUGAAUCAAAUGAUGAAAGUCAUGAAAAGAAAGAACCACGUCGGAACAUCAAAAAGGAAAGAUUCUUCUGGCAAUAUAAUGUUCAGGCAAAAGGACCUAAAGGACAGCGACUUAUAUUAAAUAAAAAGUCUGAAGAUCCUCAUGUGCUAAAUUCAGUUACUGACCCAGUUUUCAGUCCUAACUGUAAUGUUAAAGGCAUAAAACACAGUGGUAAGGCAAGAAAAGGUGAUGGAAAUGACCUAACGCCCAACCCAAAAAAAUUAUACCACAUUGGACUUGAAUUAAAUGAUUUGGGAAAAGUAAUCAACGAUAUGAUUCCAGUUAGCGAGUUACCCUUUAAUGUUCGACCCAAAACGAGAAAGGAGAAAAAUAAACUUGCUUCCAGAGCUUGCCGAUUAAAAAAGAAAGCACAACAUGAAGCAAAUAAAUUGAAACUUUAUGGCCUACAACAAGAACAUAAACGCCUUUUAAAUGGAAUAAGUCAAAUGAAGCGAAUAUUGAGUAACCGGAUUUCUAUGUCUGAUAAUAAUGUGGACUGGAGUUCACUUAUCAAUAAAGUAGUCGCUAAGGCAACAGAGGUGCAAAUAGCUGGAACAACAUCAGAAUUUGUAAACAAAAUAUUAGAGAAUGUGAAAGCUGGCCAAAGCAACGGUGGUUUGAAGGGAAUCUAAUUUCUAUUUUAUUUACAAAUUUGUGUAAUUAUGAACGAAAGGCUGUUUUAUGUACCUCCAAAGUUAUUUAGAAAAGAAACAUUUCUAUUUUAUUAAAGCUUAGUUGUUGUCCAAGACAAUUUAUAAUUUUUGUAUGAAUGGAUAUAACUAACAUCCAUUGUAGUCAUUAGUAAUUUCAUUAAUUCAGGCAACUAAGGUAAUGUCAUAUUGUAUUAAUUAAUCAAUUCAUUUACGGUUUCAUGCCAUAAUAUACUAAAGGUUAUAUUAUAAUAUUAUUUGUAGCUUGUAGUAGAUUUUAGAAUAAUUUAUGAUUUUAUCUAUAUAUGUGUAUUUAGGAACUUAUUUUGGCAUAUAAUAGUGUUGUAUAUAUAUAUGAUGUAUUAGCAUUGCAAUAGUAUUCCGAGCAUGGAAGAUAUAGUAGGUACUGUGUCCAUCUAUAUGUUUAGAUGUAUUAUAGGCACUUACAACUCAAAAUGAAAUGCCAAAAUGUAAAAUAAUAAACUGUUCUGGUAUAAUAUUAAGAGCGCUAUUUUGUAUUUUCCAACAGCCCAUAUUAAUUGAAAAAAAACCAACUCUACAGUAAUGAGAGUGUUCUAACAUUAUUAAAAUAUGAUAUUUAUACGUUUUAUAUGUGCACAUAAAAAAAACAACCCUUAUUAAAAAUGUAGGGAUAUGAAUUACAGGACAUAGGUGAUUUGAAUGUAUAUGAAUGAAAAGUGAAUUUAUAAUGAAAGGCAACAUUAAAGGUUAAGAGUUCAUUUAAAUGAUCUCAGUCUGAUUUUAAUAAGGGUUAUUAUUUAGACCUAAGGAGCAACCAAAUAGGAAUUAUAGUUUUAAAUAAUCGAUUUAACAUUUUUAAAGUAUCAGAAUCAUUUAAUCCCAUAGGGAUUUUAUAUUUAGCUUAAGGUAGAUAAACUUAGCAUAAUAUUAUGUUAACUUGCGUGGUAGAUAAUAUUUUAUGUAGAUUUCAUCAGAUAAUCGUUGCUUUUAAACUUAAAUGUGUGCGUCUAUUUCAAGGGCAUAUUUAUCUUAAGUGCCGUCUCUUAUUCAAAGAUCAACUAUAUUUAUUAUAAUUAAAAUUAUACAAAAUAUUAGUUUUUGACAGAUUCUUUAGAGGAAGAUACGAUUGGUCCAAACUAGCCGAUACCUACACCGAUUAAACGUGAGUGAAGCCAUUUUAAAUAUUAAUAUUACUAAGAAUUAUCACCUCACGAAAGUUCCAAUACUUAAAAUAUUUUCUGAUAUUUAUAUAAAAGUGGAGCAUAAAUUUUAGGUGGUAACAAAAAGUUUUUACUCCACUAAAGAAGAAGAUUGUCGCAGCACAAAAUAUUGUGAAAAUUUGUGAAAGAAUUGUUAUAUCGGCUUCUACUAUGUAAGAGCCUGUGUACACUAACAACCUGUUAUGACGGCAAUUUUGAUUUGACGUUUGUCUGCUCACGAAUUUUCAUUAGAAUGAUCAAAAAAAGUUAGUUUAAAAGCAGUCUCCACAUAAUCUGAAUAACACGGCAGUAUUAACUCGCGAAGUUUAUAUGUCCAAAGUACGAAAUAUACUAGAAUACUUGGUGUUAUCAAUUAGAUGUAGGUAAUAAUUAAAGUAACGUGCUAAAAUACUCGUUAUUGGAAGUUAUCAGAUUUGUUAUAAUUUGUAUAUUGAUUUUACGAUUUAUAAGUACCUGCGCUAUAAAUUAUUGUAGAUAUAAAUUGAUAGAUUUUUUUAGCUUUAAUUACAUUUCAUAAACAUACAAAAAUAGGUCGCUUGUCUAUAGUUAUGGUGCAUGGUCACCCAUAUUAAUAUCGAAUAUAUUGAUUUAGAUUAGUAACUAUAGGAUAUGAAUAUUUUUAUAUAUAUUUUAUAUAAUUGGUACCUACCUACUUUAUCUAAAAUAGAUCAUUUAAUAAAUAAUUAUAUUGGUGAUAGACAUUAUUUUUAAUCAACAUAAUUUACUUUUAAACAUAUUAUAAGUCCGUCAACUUAACUCGGAACCUGGCAGAUGACAAUUCUAGGAAGUACGGUCAGCAAGAAAGACUCAACAAAAGCGUUUAAAGUCAAGUACGUCAGUAAAAAUAGAAUUAAAUCUCGUACUAAAUUUCCGAUCCAAUUUUUUAUAGCAUAAGAUCACAAAAUGCUGCGCGAUCCAGAUUCCAGGAGCUCUUGAAAAAAAAAAGUUUUUGGCCAAUGUCUCGGAAAGUAUGCCCUUUAUUAAUAAAAUUCGCAUCUUUUAUUUCCUGUAAAACUAACGAUUGUUCGGCCGAAAAUUCUUAAAAUAUUGGAUUAAUCAGAAAUGCAUCUAUCUAAUUCUAUAGAUCAGUUUUUUCUCUACAACUUUUGUUUUAAACUUUUUUGUAAUGUCCAUACUUAUUGAGAUAAGUUUAAUGUUGGACUACCGAGCGUAGUCGAAAAUUUCAUACAGUAUAAUGUUUCAAAUUUAAAAAAUAUCCCGACCGUUUUUCCUUAAAAAUUUAUAGUUCAUUUCCUAAUGCUAAAGCCGGACCUGCGUCUAUCGUAACGAUGCAGAUAAUUCGCGCAAUGGUACAAUCUACGCAAAUGUAACAGUAAAAUAAAUCAAAAUCACUUUAUUCAUGUAGGUCACGGAAAUGACACGUAUGAAUGUCAAAAAAAAAUUUUUUUUUCUUAGUGAAUCUUCUGCUACUUCGUAAAGGGUUGAGCUAAAGAGAAGAAUUAGCAAGAAACUCAUUGCCACUCUUUUAAAUCAUGAUUUAAAUUUUCAUCGUUUUACAAGUAUUCCAGCAUAUAACAUAACAUUCUAUUAUAGUCGCCAAAACGUUUAGGAAGUUGUGUUGUGGCGAUCUUCAAUUACUGCACGAUAAUUCAUUUAAAAUUACGAAGCCACUAAUCUGACCACCGUUAUACGCAGGUCCGGCCCUAGCAUUACCUGCAAUAGUAACGAAUUAUAUAUAUAUAUUAUAUUUAUAUUGCGUUCAACUAAAAUAUUUAGUAAUUAUUAUUAAUUAUGUUCGGAUGGUGGAAUAAAAUGUAGGAAAACGAGCUUAACAGUGUAUUAAUGAAUAAUAAUCUACUGGUGUUCAGUGUGUUAACGCUACUAACAGUACGACGGCCGCGGCGGGUUGGGGGACACGGAGAGGGAGAAUGGUCGUUCCUCGACUCAGGUCCCGAGUUAACUUGUGGCUUGUACAAUCUCUCAUUCAACUUAGUAAAUAGAUUAAAGGAGUUGAAACUUGAGAAAUAUUUUAAGAAAUUUGAAUAAAUACAUAUAAAAUUUGGCUUACAUUAUCAAUAUUAUAAAAUAUGUAUUUAUCUACUAUAUGAUAGGAGUCCUAAAAAAUGAGACUUCUUAUUUAUAAAGUUGUCAAUAAUAUGUUGAAUAUAUAUAAUAUUUUAGCAUUUAUUUGUUGUAACUCAAAUUGUUAUAAAUCCUUUGUGAUUUUUUUUAAAAUGAUGAUGCAUGUUGUGCAAUCCUUUAAAUUUUUUUUUAUCUAUACUUGAUGUUAAAUUUGUAUAUUUUUUCUAAUAAUAACAGGUAGGUUAUCAUAUAUAAGUGUGAAUAUCAAGCUAAAUCUGUUAUUUUAUUAUAUUAUUAUAUCUGGAUCACUUGUUGUACUAUAAAUAUUUAUUUGUUAACCUUUUAUUUCAGCCUAAGUUUGUAACAAAUCAUUACAGGUUUUUUUUUCUAAUAACUUUGACUGUUUGCGAUUUCACAGGCUGUGCUUUGUUUUAAAUUUUAUAUUAUGUUUAUAAUUUUAAUAAAGAAUUUAUGUCUAAAGAUUUACUUGUUAUAUUAGUUACAAUAAAUAAG